CAGCUUCAUUCGCUUCAUCCCACACACAGUACAUAUCCCUCGCCUCCCGAUUGUUUAAGUUCGACGUAACUCGUCACAAUUUGACGGAAAACCCAUCUCCCCACCAACUUCUACAUCUGCCCCCAUCCUUCGCAAUGCCGUACAACACCACAGCAAUUCCUCCCAGGAAGGAGGUAACAGGCCAAACCCAGCUGCCGCUCACAAGGGUCAAGAAGAUCAUCGCGGUCGACCCCGACAUCACCGUCUGCUCCAACAAUGCCGCUUUUGUCAUCACUCUGGCAACGGAGAUGUUCGUCCAGUACCUCACCAGCGAGGCACAGAACAUGACCAAGCUCGAGCGCAAGCCGCGCCGGAACAUCCAAUACAAGGACAUCGCAAACGCCGCGGCCCACCAGGAGAACCUCGAGUUUCUCGAGGACGUCGUGCCCAAGACGACCACGUACAGGGAGAUCAAGGGCAAGGCCGCCGCCGCGCGCGCCAGGGUCACCGGCGAGAAGGUUCCCGAGGGCGCGGCUGCGGCGGACGAGCGCCCGUCUGACGCCAUGCCAAACGGCAAGAGGGCGAAGCCCACGGUGAACGGCAACGCUCCCCCGGCAGCAGCGAACGGCCUCUCGCGGAGCAGGGUGCUGUCCUCGGACGCGGCGGACCCCAGCGAUCAGUUGGAGCUGGAGAUGAGGCAGGCGCAGCGGGCAAACGAUGAUGAAGAUGUAGACAUGGCGGGUUAG
Molecule: messenger RNA, 725 nt
Organism: Thermothielavioides terrestris NRRL 8126
Lineage: Eukaryota; Fungi; Ascomycota; Sordariomycetes; Sordariales; Chaetomiaceae
Exons: 4
Coding region: 135-725 (196 amino acids)
Cellular component (GO): nucleus; CHRAC
Molecular function (GO): protein heterodimerization activity
Source: RefSeq, a predicted model, not a curated record